Messenger RNA from Ceraceosorus bombacis, 1907 nucleotides. NCBI's taxonomy places the organism in Eukaryota, Fungi, Basidiomycota, Exobasidiomycetes, Ceraceosorales, Ceraceosoraceae. The record is from the annotation of a GenBank genome assembly.
AUGUCAUCCACACGCAUGCCUUCCCCCGCAAGCUCAUCCUCCAACGGCGCCUCACCGCCAACAAAGCCGACAUUCGCGACGCAGCUGUCAGAGGGCAGACCGCCAUUCUCGCUGCUGCACGAGAUCCUCUUCCUCAGCUUGAUCGUCUCCACACAGUUGCUGGCUCAGGCUGGCUUGGGUCAGGUCAUCGCACCGCUGCACAUCAUCGGUCCCCAAUUGGGCACCCGCGAUCCCGGUCAGCUGAGUUGGAUGCCGGCUGCCUACUCGCUGACCAUCGGCACAUUCAUGUCAGUCGUUCGCAUCACCUCGUCGUCCGCUGUCCGCACACUGCUUAUCCUAUUCCUUUCCAUUCGCCCACCCCGCUCGCACUGCAUCAGAUUGAUAUCAGGCAGGCUUGGCGAUGUCUACGGCCAUCGCAGGCUUCUUGUCGUCGGCUUUACAUGGUACGCCGUCGCCUCGUUGGGAGCAGGUCUGUGCGCCUACGAUCGUCAUUCUCCUAUCCCUUUCGAUGUUCUGCGCGCCCUGCAAGGUAUCGGUCCAGGUCUGCUGCUUCCGAACGCUCUGGCGAUCCUCGGAAGGACGUACAAACCAGGUUUGAGGAAAGCCCUCGUCUUUGCCAUCUACGGCGGAUCAGCUCCUACCGGCUUCAUUCUGGGCGCCACCUUUUCCAGUCUAGUAGCGCAGCUAGCCUGGUGGCCCUGGGCAUACUGGCUCACCACCAUCGUGUGCGCCGCGCUGGCAAUCGGCUCUCCCUUCAUCGUGCCAGCAGACCACGAUGCCGUGCCGCACCUCGACUUUGGCGAAACGGCCAAGAGGCUGGAUCUGGUCGGAUCCAGCAUCGGCAUCCUCGGCCUAUGUCUGUUCAACGUGGCCUGGAAUCAGGCGCCCCUUGUGGGCUGGCAGACUAGCUACGUCAUUGUGUUUUUGGUCGUCGGCAUAGCCCUCAUCGCGGCUUUCCUCGUUGUAGAGACCAAGGUUGCUCAUCCCAUUCUGCCUUGGAAGACCUUUUCUAGCGAGGCCAGUUUUGUGCUGGCCUGUGUCGGUGCGGGCUGGUCCAGCUUUGGAGUGUGAGUGAGGAUGUGGUUGGCGUGUUGCAGCAACAUGUUUGUUGAGAGUCGCGACGCUAAUCUGCGCUCCUUGACGAUCGCAGCUGGAUGUACUACUGGUGAGUGCUUUGUCGGCGUGCUGGCACUGCGCAAGACUCUGACCAGCAACGGCGACACCCCCACAGGUAUCAGAUUCAACAAAUCAUCGAAGGCGACUCGCCCUUGCUUGCCACCGCCAAGAACUCGCCCGUUUGCUUGGCAGGCAUGACGGCAGCAAUGUUCUGCUUCUACUUCAUCACCAGACUGCAGUCCAGUCUGCUCAUGAUGCUGUCCAUGUGCGGAUUUCUGAGCGGCAACCUGCUCAUGGCACUCAAGCCAGCUCAUCAAAUCUACUGGGCUCAAACCUUUGUGGCCACAUUGACGACACCGUGGGGAAUGGACAUCAGCUUCCCUUCUGCUACGUUGAUUUUGAGCAAUGCAAUGCCCGUCGAGCAUCAAGGAAUGGCAGGCUCGCUGGUCGCCACCAUGGUCAACUAUGGUAUCAGCAUCGGCUUGGGGAUAGCGGGCACCGUCGAAGUGCACACCAAUAGGGCAGGCACCGACACGCUAAGAGGUUUCCGCGGAGCCCUCUUCAGCGGUGUCGGGCUGGCGGGCUUCGCGCUGCUGACCAGCGUCGCAUUCUUCGUAUUCGAGAGCGCGCAGAGCCGUGGGAAGGGAACCUUGCGAGCGGACGAGCACGAGCGCGAACACGAGCCCAAGAGGAUGAUGGUAGAUGGACGAGACGAUGCCGCAAAUGGUGAAGCAGCGCCCGACGCAGAUGCUUCCCGCGCCAACCCUAUGAAGCCCCCACGUGAUACUUGA